GGUCGUAAUGUCGCAUUGAAACAGAACGCGUCUCAAACCUCUACCUACACGAGGGAAACAUCGUUCAGUACCCAGGCAUCAAACGCAAUUGACGGCAACACCUACGGGGUUGUGUAUUACAACACCUGCACACACACAGCCGUCGAUGAUCCGUCGCCAAGUUGGCAUGUGAAGUUUGACCGUCCUCACGCUGUCAACAGAUUUGUUUUGUUUAACAGAGUUGAUAAUAGUGAG
Molecule: messenger RNA, 234 nt
Organism: Lymnaea stagnalis (great pond snail)
Lineage: Eukaryota; Metazoa; Mollusca; Gastropoda; Lymnaeidae
Source: the annotation of a GenBank genome assembly